GCCAUUUUGAAAGUGCAGUGAGUAGGCUAGUCCUGAUUGCAGAGUUAGAAAGUUUUGCUAUUUCCCCACUGAUGAAAAGUGGCGAGUACUAUUGAGCGAAAUACUAAAGAAAGGUUAUUCAUUGGGUUGACACGCAGUGCAGUUACUUAGUUUACUAGACUUUUCUUGUGGACAUUUUUACUCCACCAACCUCGGCAGAUUGGCACAGCAAGCGCUGAAACUCAAGACUGACAUUCCCUCUCAGCAUGGCAGGUGCUGGUGACGGGGACGAUGAGGUCCAGUGGUGCUUCUCCCAGGUCAAGGGGGCCUUUGAUGACGACAUCGCUGAGGCUGACAUCAUUUCCACUGUGGAGUUCAGCCACUCAGGAGAGCUGCUGGCCACCGGGGACAAAGGAGGACGCGUGGUCAUCUUCCAGCAGGACCCGGAGAGUAAGAGCCAGCCGCUGUGCCGAGGGCAGUACAACGUCUACAGCACGUUCCAGAGCCACGAGCCCGAGUUCGACUACCUCAAGAGCCUGGAGAUCGAGGAGAAGAUCAACAAGAUCCGCUGGCUGCCGCAGAAGAAUGCCGCCCAGUUCCUGUUGUCCACUAAUGAUAAAACCAUUAAGUUGUGGAAGAUCAGCGAGCGAGAUAAGAGACCUGAAGGAUACAAUCUGAAGGAGGACGACGGACGCUACAGAGAUCCCAGCUCAGUCACUGCUCUGAGGGUGCCCAUAUUUCAGCCCAUGGACCUGAUGGUGGAGGCGAGUCCACGCCGCGUCUUUGCCAACGCACACACCUACCACAUCAACUCCAUCUCCGUCAACAGCGACAACGAGACCUACCUGUCCGCCGACGACCUGCGCAUCAACCUGUGGCACCUCGAGAUCACCGAUCGCAGCUUCAACAUUGUGGACAUCAAGCCGGCCAACAUGGAGGAGCUGACGGAGGUGAUCACGGCGGCGGAGUUCCACCCCCACCAGUGCAACACCUUCGUCUACAGCAGCAGCAAGGGCACCAUCCGCCUGUGUGACAUGCGCGCCUCCGCGCUCUGCGACCAGCACUCCAAACUGUUUGAGGAGCAGGAGGACCCCAGCCGGCGGUCGUUCUUCUCCGAGAUCAUCUCCUCCAUCUCGGACGUCAAGUUCAGCCACAGUGGCCGCUACAUGAUGACCCGAGACUACCUGUCCGUCAAGAUCUGGGACCUCAACAUGGAGAGCCGGCCGGUUGAGACCUACCAGGUGCACGAGUACCUGAGGAGUAAGCUGUGCUCGCUCUAUGAGAACGACUGCAUCUUCGACAAGUUCGAGUGCUGCUGGAGUGGAGACGACAGUGUGGUGAUGACCGGCUCCUACAACAACUUCUUCCGGAUGUUUGAGCGCGGCGGUCGCCAGGACGUGACCUUGGAGGCCUCGCGCGAGGUCAGCCAGCCGCUGAUGGCGCUCAAGCCGCGCCGCGUGUGUGCCGGCGGGAAGCGCCGCAAGGACGAGGUGGGCGUCGACAGUCUGGACUUCAGCAGGAAGAUCCUGCACACCACGUGGCAUCCCCAUGACAACAUCAUCGCCGUAGCGACCACUAACAACCUGUACAUUUUCCAGGACAAAUGUUAACUAGCAUUAAUAACUACUUCUUUUGAUACUAAACCAGUUUUAUAAGGAUUGCAGUAUAUUCAGGACCAGGCCAAACCAAAGGCAAACCAAACACCGCCCCUCCCCCCCCCCCAAUUCAUUUCUACUGUAAGCCACUACUCUGCGUUUUUUUUAAACACUCCAACCUCAGAGGCAUUCCAUUGGUUCAUCUGUAUGUGCAUUUUACUGUUUUUGAUGUACAUUGUUUUUUAAUGUCCUACAGAUUUUAUUUUAUUACUUUAUUGUUUUUUUUUUUGUUUGUUUGUUUUUUUUUUUUUGUCCUUAUGAUAAAUUUCUUUUGUCUCUCGUUUUGACCCACUCUGCUGAAGCACCCGGAGAUGACUGCCCUGAUUGGCAGUGGUGCUCAACCCAUCCUGUGGCCCGAGCUACGAGGACUUGCUCUGUGUGUGUGUGUGUGUGUCUCCUAGCUGUGUGCGCUUCGCAGUCGUCGUGGCGAUACGAGGCUGUGGAGGAGGAGAGACCAGCUCGGGAGCAUCAGCACAGCCCUCUCUACGUAGAGACCAGAGAGUGACCGGAGAGUGACCGGCAUGGACAGAGCCUUGCGUCGGCCCACUGAAGGAUCGGCAGACCAGCACAGUCACAGCAGCCCUUGAUGAUUGCACCCACCCACCCCCCCCCCCCACACACACACACACACACACACACACACACACACACACACACACAGUUACGCUCAGAAAUGGAGGCUUUAGUCAUCCUGCACUCUUCUGAUGUUUCUCUGUGUGUGUUGCCACACACACACACACACACACCUUCUGUAUGUUGAUCACUGCAGGCAUGUUUUACUGUAAUUUCUGGAGGUAAAACGUUAAUGGUUUCUCACGAUCUUGGGUAACAGUGUUUCCUUUUUGUUUGUUUGUUUUGUGUGUAUUUUCAUAUUUGAUUUAUUUCAAUGUGAGUUUUUUUUGUAUUAGAAUGUUUUUGUGUGUUUUUUUUUAGUUUUUUUUUUUUUUUUUUAAAGAGCUGUUUGUAUGAGAGGAUAAUCACUAUAGUUAGAUUUAUUUUUCUACAGAAUUAAAUGAGGGUGAUCUGAUCCUGCAGUCCUGGGCCUGUGACUGUCCUGUGUGAUCCUCCCUCUCUGCUGGUUCUGAGAUGGCCAACUGUAUCUGUCCUGCGUAGCGACAUCCUGCAUUGAUCUUAAGCACUGUCUGCUGGUUGUGGGUUGGCCCACUAUCUGUCCUGCGUAGUGACGUCCUGCGUUCUCUUCCGCAUUGUCUGCUGGUUCUGAGAGGGUCGACUGUAGCUGUCCUGCGUAGUGAUGUCCUGCGUUAUCUUUAGCACUGUCUGCUGGUUGUAAGAUGGCUCACUGUAAUGUUCCUGCGUCAUCUACAGCUCUGUGUCUGUCAGCUGGUUCCGCCUGAUUGUUUUGUAGGCGAAGUGAUUGGGGGGUGCGGAAACAGAACUGUGAUUGUGGAUGAGGAUUGGCUCCUCAGGCAGCCACUGAUUGGACCCUGUCCAAUCUACAGUCGGCUCUUGUGUGGCUCUGCCGUGUCAUUGGCUAGGGCUGCAGGAAGUGCGAUCCAAAGACUACUGAGCUGUGUCUGCUGUUUCACUGCAGGUCCCGUGGGGUAACAGGCAGCCCACCUACCCCCCGGCUGCAGGGCUUCUUGCAAGUCCUGUGGGGUAACAGGCAGCCCACCUACCCCCCGGCUGCAGGGGUUCUUGUAGGUCCUGUGGGGUAAUGGGCAGCCCACCUACCCCCGGCUGCUGGGGUUCUUGUAGGUCCUGUGGGGUAACAAACCCUUUCAGCUGAUAGCCACUGAAAUAGGGCCGCUGUUUUGCUUGAGUUAUAUUCAGAUUGGCUUUGUACGAGAGUGUGUGUGUGCGUGUUAGUGUACAUGCAUAGGUGUGCAGGCCCUUCUUAUUCGGGUAGACCCACUGGUCGUAGAGCACUGGGGUUGGCUGUGUGUGUGUGUGUGUGUGUGUGUGAGAGAGUCCGUCUCAUCCUCGGUGCAGACCUGCUGGUGUUUUCCCUUCCUCUCCUCUCGGCAAGAUGGCGCUCCAUAUCCAUGUCCAUGCAUCAGUGAGGGGUCCGUGUGUAGGCUUUCCUGAGUAGCCUGAGACAGCCAGAGCUCAUGGAGUCGCCAUCUCUAUGGCCACUGGAGUAGAGAUGUUCCUCUCUUCCCGCUCAUCUGUAUUAUAGUAGAGAUGGUCCUAUCUGACUGAUUCUGUCUGUCUGUGUGGACAGCGAAGCUCUUGGACUGGUUUCUUUUGACAACAGAAGUAGAUAUUUCUAUCUGACUGGUUCUGUCUGUGUGGACAAAGAUGUUCUUCUCGGACUGAUUUCCUUUGACUCUUCCCACUACAGAAGUAGAGGUGUUCCUACCCGACUGAUUCUCUAGGCGGACAGAGAUGUUCUUGGACUGAUUCUGAUUCUUUUGACCACAGAAGUUGAGAUGUUCCUCUCCAACUGUCUAACCAGAGCAAGAGGCUCUGUGAGCCAUCGUCCUGUUUGAGCAAAAGACGUUCCUCUCUUAGCGAAGGUCCUCCUCUCAAACUCAUCAGGCACGUUUCUCCAAUGAUCCAGAUAACGUUUCGGAGACCUGGCUUUCCGAAGCUGGUUCUGCGUUCAGUCAUCUCCAUGCCAACGGAGGUCGGGUCUCCAUGGCUCCCAGGCUCCGUCCUCUGCUGUGCUGGAGGGAACAGGAAGUUGAGGCCCAUCUGAAGGAUCCAGGCUGAAGGCUUUGCAAAACUCCUCUUGCAUGCAGUAGCUCUCUGAGAUGCACUGCCAAGCAUGUUGAGGCAUUAUUCUUCUGUAUUUAGACUUAAUGCACUUACCUCUGUCCUGCUUGGAGAGACUGUGUGGUCUGCGUAGACAAGCAAGUGUUGAAUGGGGCGCCUGAUGGCAAAUAUCUCUAUGCAGGGCAGAAAGUGAGCAUGUUAAAUUCAGUGGAGGUGUGUGUGUAUGUGUCAGUGUGUGUGUGUGUGUGUGUGUCCGUCAAUGUGUGAAGGUGUGUGUGUGUGUGUGUGUGUGUGUGUGUGUGGUGUGUGUGUACAGGUGUGUGUCCUGUGGCUGAAAAGAGGCGAAGUAAGAUGGCUGUGUGGUGUUUUGAUUUAAGAUCAAUACUCAAGGCUGUGUGUUUGGCCACUGCUCGUCCUGGAGGGCUUCCUGCAGGGAGAACAUGAAUUAGUCAGACUCUUAUGUAACAAUGAAAGACUUCAAAACCAAAUAAACUUCAUC
Molecule: messenger RNA, 4809 nt
Organism: Sardina pilchardus (European sardine)
Lineage: Eukaryota; Metazoa; Chordata; Actinopteri; Clupeiformes; Clupeidae
Gene: ppp2r2aa
Product: protein phosphatase 2, regulatory subunit B, alpha a
Exons: 10
Coding region: 246-1589 (447 amino acids)
Cellular component (GO): protein phosphatase type 2A complex; cytosol
Molecular function (GO): protein phosphatase regulator activity; protein binding
Source: RefSeq, a predicted model, not a curated record